Messenger RNA from Budorcas taxicolor (takin), 1374 nucleotides. It is a transcript of the gene C16H1orf74, whose product is annotated as chromosome 16 C1orf74 homolog. The transcript is spliced from 3 exons. Bases 232 to 1023 code for a protein of 263 amino acids. NCBI's taxonomy places the organism in Eukaryota, Metazoa, Chordata, Mammalia, Artiodactyla, Bovidae. The record is from RefSeq and is a predicted model, not a curated record.
GAGGCAGUGAAGGACAAACACAUGCUGAGAAGAAUUUCCAGUUUUGUUGCUGCUGAGGGCUCGGGCCUCACGGCCAAGGGGUAGGAAACUGGAAGGAGUUCCUGAGCCCGCGAGCCUGCAGCGGAAGUAGAAGAACGCCCUUCUUCAAGUGUCUGGAGGUCAGAGAAGCAACCGAGGGGAGGGAACUGUGACUAGUUAAGAAGGCCCUGCUUACUGUCGCUACCAGAUCUCAUGUCAACACCAAGUCCUCAGCUGCUGGUGGCAGCUGCUCAGCAGACCCUGGGCAUGGGAAAGAGACGGGGCCCUCCCAGAGCCAUCUGUCUUCAUCUCGCUGGAGAGGUGCUGGCUGUGGCCAGGGGACUGAAGCCAGCUCUGCUGUACGAUUGCAGCUCUGCAGGGGCAGCCAAAAUCCAGAGCUACCUGGAGAAGCUGCGGGGCCUGGGUUUCCCGACUGAGGGGCUACACGUCCUUGAGAUUGCAGAGAACAACCUGAUUGUCCAUCCUGAGCAUGUGUGUCGACAUUUGGAGCAGGUGCUGCUUGGUAGUGUAGCCUUUGUGGAUGUUUCUGGCUCUCAACCUUACCCUUCCGUCUGCUCCCUGGACCAGUUUCAGGACUUGAAGGCCCUCGUGGCGGAUAUCGUCACACAUUUGCAGGGGCUGCAGAGGGACCGAUCCCUGGCAGUCUCCUGCAGCAGGCUUUGUUCCUCGGCCUGGAAUCUCUGUACUGUGUUUGGGAUCCUCCUGGGCUAUCCUGUUCCCUAUACUUUUCACAAGAACCAAGUAGAGGACAACUGUUUAGCCCAGACUCCACUACGAGUGUUCACUGCCCGGAUCUCAUGGCUGUGCUGUCAACCACCAGUCUUGCUGUAUUCCUUUAGUGUGCCAGAGAGCCUGUUCCUGUCCUUGAGGGACAUUUUAAAUACUUGGGAGAAGGACCUUAGAACUCGAUGUAGGACUCAAAAUGACUUUGCUGACCUCAGCAUCUCUUCUGAGAUAGUCACACUGCCGGCCGUGGCCCUCUGACUUUAACUUUUCCCGUGUGGAAGGUGCUUGGUAAAUGAUCAGCUGUAGGUCAGGGAUGGCAAAUGGGAAUCAUUUCAAGUGCCAAUUGCGAGUAUCUCGAGGACACUAGGGAAGAAUACUGUAAUCCAUUUAUCAUUUCUGUGCUGAACUGUACUAGGGAGAGUAGACCGGGAUGCUUCAGGAAUAAACGAGUUCUUCGGGACAGACCAUCAGGAUUUCCUGCUCAGAAGUUGGCUGGUUUCUGGGAGGAGCCAGAAGACCUGAAUCAGGACUGCCACCUGAUACAAGAAGGUGAAACGCGGGCCAAGAAGGCCCUUAUGCUAGGACUGAGCUUGCAGCCAGGAGGCGCCA